ACUAUGGAAGGCAAUCUAGAGGUCGCGCGAUCCGGACGACAUGGUCGCCGUGGGGUACUUGAGCUGGCGAGCUCCGUCUCUGGCAUUGACUGACCAGGUCGUCACCUUAAUAGCAUUUCGCCCUCCGCUAUGACUACCCCUCCCAAACCCAUGGCAGCUUUUGCAGCUCUGCCUGACCCUCUCACACCGGGACUCAACAAUCUGCUGGUCUUCUACAACAAUACCAACAGCAAUAUCAACCUCGUCAAGCGUAAUAUCGAUGAGGACGCAAAGAACAUCUACAAAGACGUGCCGGGCACACCCAAGGGCGCUGUUGGCAACCCUUCUUCGCUAACGGCGAUUCGGUGGAACAACCUCGUCCAAGUGUUCGGCACGGACACGGAUGGCUUUGUCGUCCGCCUCAGCCCGUCUCCCCAGUACGUGUCCAGCGACGCUAUUGUGAGCCUGGAUGUCACAGACCCCACUUCCACCGGCAUCGCCAGCACGACAGACGGAAGCAAGGCGUGGCUGUACUUCUUCAAGCGCGGCACCAACAAGAUUACCGAGUACGACCUGGACGUUAAGAACUCGACGGGCUUGGGCUAUAGCCCAGACCCGCUCAGUUAUCUGUCUGCCACCUACGAUACCGACGAGCGCAAUCGUUGGAUAUUCUUCCAGCUCGGGCAGGAUGACAAGGACGGCCAGAUCCAGGCUGUCAACCUCGAUAAGAACAAGUCGUACAUCAUCCCCGGCUCAGUGAACUCCAAGGCGCAGACGCCGAUCGCUGCCGUCUACGCCAACAAGCGAUUCUACGUGUACAGCGUCAACGCCAAGGGAAGGAUCAUGCGGUCCUACUCCGUGGUCACCGACAAAGGGCUGCAAUUCACCAGCGUGUCGACGAUCGAGGGCCUUACGGUUGGUAGCUUUAGCCAGCUGGCAGUAUCGGCUGGCGACGGCUUCAACUAUCUCUUCUUCGGCAGCAAGCCGGAUACAACGGGAGCGUUCCCGGUGAUCGACUACAAGGACCCGCACCAGUCUAAAGACUAGCCCUGCCAUAGCUUCUGUUACUUAGGAAAUCUGCACCAUUGUUGUCAGAUUGAGAUUUCCAAUCGUG
Lindgomyces ingoldianus is the source of this 1093-nucleotide messenger RNA. RefSeq lists its product as uncharacterized. The transcript is spliced from 4 exons. The coding region runs from base 151 to 1026 and encodes 291 amino acids. NCBI's taxonomy places the organism in Eukaryota, Fungi, Ascomycota, Dothideomycetes, Pleosporales, Lindgomycetaceae. The record is from RefSeq and is a predicted model, not a curated record.